This is a messenger RNA of Osmerus eperlanus (European smelt), 2357 nucleotides long. RefSeq names its product F-actin-capping protein subunit alpha-1-like. Lineage: Eukaryota; Metazoa; Chordata; Actinopteri; Osmeriformes; Osmeridae. Gene Ontology annotation, biological process: barbed-end actin filament capping; actin cytoskeleton organization. The record is from RefSeq and is a predicted model, not a curated record. Gene Ontology annotation, molecular function: actin filament binding. The coding region runs from base 72 to 932 and encodes 286 amino acids. The transcript has 10 exons. Gene Ontology annotation, cellular component: F-actin capping protein complex; actin cortical patch.
GAGGUGAUUUUUUGUAGCGGACCCGUCUGUCAGUCAGCUGUGUGGAGAAGGUGGGGUCACAAAGAGCCAAGAUGGCGGAUUUUGAAGAACCGCUGUCAGAUGAAGAGAAGGUGCGCAUCGCAGCUAACUUUGUGACCCAUGCCCCUCCAGGAGAGUUCAACGAAGUCUUCAAUGAUGUGCGACAUCUCCUCAACAAUGACAAGCUGCUCAGGGAGGGAGCUGCCCACUCUUUCUCCCAGUACAAUAUGGACCAGUUCACUCCUGCCAAACUAGAUGGCCAAGAUGAACAGGUCCUGAUCACGGAGCACGGCGACCUGGGGCAGGGCCGUUUCCUGGACCCCCGGAACCGCUUGUCCUUCUGCUUCGACCACCUGAGGAAGGAGGCGAGCGACCAGCAGCCCUGUGAGGGAGAGAGCGCUCUGCGCACGUGGAGAGAUGCCUGCGACGCUGCCCUGAGUUCAUACGUGAAGGAGCACUACCCCAGCGGAGUCUGCACGGUAUAUGGGAAAACAGUUGACGGCCAGCAAACCAUCAUCGCCUGCAUCGAGGGACAUCAGUUUCAACCCAAAAACUUCUGGAACGGACGCUGUAGGUCAGAGUGGAAGUUCACCAUUGGUCAGUCCACUGCCCAGGUUGUGGGGGUAUUGAAGAUCCAGGUUCACUACUAUGAGGAUGGGAAUGUCCAGCUAGUCAGCCAUAAGGAAGUGGAGGAGUCAAUAACCGUGACUAAUGAGAGUCAGACAGCCAAGGAAUUUGUUGAUAUCAUUGAGAAUGCUGAAAACGAUUAUCAGACGGCCAUCAGUGAGAACUAUCAGACCAUGUCCGACACCACCUUCAAGGCCCUGCGCCGCCAGCUGCCAGUCACACGCACCAAGAUCGACUGGAACAAGAUCCUCAGCUACAAGAUCGGCAAGGAGAUGCAGAACGCUUAGCUGUCAGCCACACUGCAGGGAUCACACACGCACGCACACACACACACACACACACACACACACACACACACACACACACACACACACACACACACACACAAGGACUAACCAAAGCAAAUAUAUAUUAUUAUGGGUAAAAAAAAGAAAAGGAAAAAAAGAUGCUUCAGAUUCACAGACUGCUAGGCCGUGUUGUCUGUUUUGGAAGGACACGGUUGUGAUUUGGAGAAGGAACUUUGGGUCUGACUUCUAAGUUACAGGAAGGGGGCUGAGGUCAGCAUUACAGGAAGGCGGCUGAGGUGAGCGUAUUCCUGAGGAGCUGUGUGUCAGGACUGCACAUACCUAUUCAAAGCCGUUUUAAACUUACCCCUAAACUUACACGCGUAAACACCAGUCUGGCGACAUUCGAUUGGAGACUGUAAACUUACUGAAAGUGACUUUUGCUUAUUCACUCCUGUGCAGAUCUGUAAUCACUGAAGUAGCACGAGGGCAUGUUUAGAUGUAGUGGAACUGGGCAGCUGGCAACUGCAUUCAUUAAAGCACACCAAGCCCAAAGAAAGCAGGGUCUGAUUUGACCGGGCACAACCCUGGCACAACGCAUAGGAUUUAGACAGAGUAGAUUGUACUAAAACAGAGAUCCAUUUUGUCCCCCCUCUGAACACUUGUCCUCCUUAGUAGCCAUGCCUCAGUGUUUGUGUAAGGCCAUCCCUCUUGGAGGAUGUGUGUGAGUGAGGUGACUGUAUUUGAAGUCUAGUUGUUGACAUUUGGUACCAUGACGACAUCUCAACUGUAAUUACAGCCCUCCAGCUGGAUACUGAUGUGUGUUUCAAAUUUCAAAAGGUUGGAGGCUUCAAGGGACAAGGGAACAUUAUUUGUGUUUCUCUUUGUGUCUUCUGUGCUCGGUGUCGUGAAUGCUGCGACGACUGAACUACCCUAACCGUUUCUCUUUCGUUUCUGAGUGUGAAUGUCUCCACGUGGUUGUAUCACCUUGGCAACAGCACCUCCAUUGUUGUAAUGGUCUCUCUUAGUUGAAGGGAGACUUGUGUCAAACUAAGAUUUGCUUGCCAAAAUCUCUUUCCUAUGGUAAAGAAUCCAUACACACAAGGUUUCACCAAUCUUAUUAUGCUCAGAUCUAUAUUUUAAUACAUGGGUUUCUGUUGAAUAGAGUCUUAAUGUCACUUAUCUAUCAUGCUCAUUUGUGUUUAAAUUGACACCAAAAGAAUACCAAGUAGCUUUGUCAUGUGUUUAAAAAAACAUUAAUGUACAACACACACACACACACCCUUACUAGUGAAAGGCAGACUCUGGAUGAGGUGUUACUCAUGUGUCUGUUCCAUGCUCUAAAUCUCUCACACCACUGUUCUCCACUCUGCUUCAGGAUCUGAACUGCCCCAUUCUGUGAAAAUAAAUAGACCUGUAAUCACGGCC